Planococcus citri (citrus mealybug) is the source of this 2017-nucleotide messenger RNA. Its product is annotated as innexin inx3-like. Lineage: Eukaryota; Metazoa; Arthropoda; Insecta; Hemiptera; Pseudococcidae. The transcript has 7 exons. Gene Ontology annotation, molecular function: gap junction channel activity. Gene Ontology annotation, cellular component: plasma membrane; gap junction. The coding region runs from base 167 to 1549 and encodes 460 amino acids. Gene Ontology annotation, biological process: phototransduction. The record is from RefSeq and is a predicted model, not a curated record.
AUCGAAUCAUCGUUGAGACUGUCUGAGAAACAUAGUGCCAGUAAUGCAUGUGAAGUUGCGUGAUUUGUGUGCAUUUGAAGCAUUUUUGAAAUGAUUUUAAUUUUAACCAAGCUGAAAAUAAUUUACAAGUGAUUUUUCUGGUAAGAUUUUGUAAAAAUCGGACAUCAUGUCCGUAGUGGCGCUGCUGCAAAAUUUCAAGCCAAUAAUAAAAGCUUGCAGUGUAGUCGAAAAACCGAUCACAGACAAUACAAUUUUUCGACUUCAUUACAGAGUGACGACGAUAAUUUUUCUCGUUUGCUGCGUAUUUGUGACAGCUUAUUCUUUAUUUGGCGAUCCAAUUCAAUGUGUAGGAUCUUGCGACGAUAAAACCACAAAAGUUGCGACUACUUAUUGUUAUUUGGGAUACACAUAUACCCUCCCGAAUAAUCAACACAGCAAUGAAAAGUUAUCCGGAAUAGGGGAACAUAACGAUGGAGAGAAAAAAUAUCAUAAUUAUUACCGAUGGAUUCCAAUAAUGUUGUUUUUACAAGGCGCUUUAUUCUACAUACCACACUGGAUUUGGAAAAACUGGGAAGACAGAAGAAUCUGCCACUUGACCGCAAAUAUAAGAGGUCCUAUAUCAGGAGUCAAGCAAGAACACGUGAAGAGCGUGAAGGAAUUGGCGAGAUAUUUCGCGGUCGAAUCCCUGCAUACGCACAAUACAUACGCGUUGAUGUAUUACUUUUGCGAGUUUCUCAACUUCAUCAACGUAAUAUUGAAUAUGGUCUUGAUCGAUUCGUUCCUAAACGGCGAAUUCAUCACAUACGGGACCAGAGUUUUGCAAUUCACCGAAACCAUUCAAGAAAACAGAACAGAUCCGAUGAUCGAAAGUUUUCCCCGAGUGACCAAAUGUGACUUUCACAAAUACGGUUCCAGUGGAACCGUUCAAACCCUCGAUUUCAUGUGCAUCCUAGCUUUAAAUAAUCUUAACGAGAAAAUUUAUAUUUUCCUGUGGUUUUGGUUCAUCUUUUUAGCCUGCAUUUCGCUUUUCCCCAUCAUAUGCAGCGUAGCACUUUAUUUUUCACGUUACGUUCGCGAAAAAGUUUUAAAGAGGCAUUACUCUUCUAAAGACAAAUAUAAAAUAGAAGAUAUUGUGCAGAAAAGUCAAAUAGGAGAUUUCUUCGUAUGGGAUUUAUUGGGCAGAAAUUUGUGCUCAAAAUACUAUCGCGAGUUCAUCAAUGAGCUACAUGCGUUGUUAAUCGACGACAGUGGUUUCGAUACGAAUACGAGUAAAGACUCUUUCACGUAUCUUUCAUUGGCAGAUGAAGACGAAGAUGUGCUAGAAAAGCUUUCUUCUAAUACCUAUCAGGAAACGAUGAAACUUCCUUAUGAGGAGAAAAAACAACCCGAUGAAACGUCUGCCUUAACCAAUCGUUACACUGUUGAGUACCAUGUAAAUGUUGAAACUCUGGAUGAAAAUUUGAAGUUCAAUUCAAUCGACAAUGAUGAGUCUGAAAAACACACUUUGCGGUUUCGCUUAUCAAAGGUCGAUGAUGAAAUAAAAUUGUAGUUAUGGGCUAUCGAAUAGGUAGACAUUUUUAUGCGACUGUUUAGAAUUUAUUAUUAAGAUUGAUGACUUGAAUUUUGUAUACAAUUUUUUUUAGUGAAACAAUAUUUUAAGUAAGUAUAAAUAUGUAAAUAAUAUACACGUAUUUCUUGAAGAAAAAUAUUUUUGAUACUUUAUUCACAAAUGAUAAAUUCAGGGGUUCGUAGUCUCAUAAUACAUACAUACUCAACUACGGUAGACCCACAAUUUAAAUUUAAUUAAAUAAAAUAAUUGUAUUAAAAUUGGAAACGAUUUCGAGUGGAAAAUCAACUUUUGAAAAAGUAAUACAACGCAAUGUAAAUUUAUUAGUCAGAUAUGGUAAUAUUAUACCUAUAUCAUAGUUUCCAAAGAAAAAAUCAUGUAUUUUUCAUUUUAUUUUACGAUAAAAUUUCUCAUAUUUGUGUGACGUAAAAAUCGAAUUUUCAGAACACU